Drosophila kikkawai is the source of this 4303-nucleotide messenger RNA. RefSeq names its product Ataxin 2 (gene Atx2). Gene Ontology annotation, cellular component: cytoplasmic stress granule. NCBI's taxonomy places the organism in Eukaryota, Metazoa, Arthropoda, Insecta, Diptera, Drosophilidae. The record is from RefSeq and is a predicted model, not a curated record. Gene Ontology annotation, molecular function: mRNA binding. Gene Ontology annotation, biological process: cytoplasmic stress granule assembly.
GAUUCAGAGAUUUUUCCGCCGUCACGAAACGGUCACACUGCAUUACAGCAGGGAAAAAAUAAAAUUAGCAACAAAAGCAAAAAUUAGCAGCAGUUACCGUGCUAAACGCCGCCGAAAUUGCUUAUUUUGGCUAGAAAACGCCUCGCCCGCCAGAUCGCACACGUCCACGUCGAGAGAUCGGAAAGUCGGAAAGCCCGUAAAGCGGUAAAUCGGAAAAUAGCACAGCAGCAGGUUAGGGAAAACGCCAGGUUUCGUGCGUUCCGUCGACUUCGUUUGCUGCGUUCUUCGCUUUAACUCUCCUGGUACUGGUACUGGUGCGUUAUGAACAACAAUAGCAAGCGGAAAGCCAGACCCAGCGGUGGCGGAGGCGCCGUUGGCGCUGGCGCUGGCGGAGGAGGUGGUGGCGGCGGAGGCGCUCCCAGCGGCGGCAUCUCAAGAUACAACUCCAACGACAGCAGCCUGAGGUCAGCUAAUAAUAAGGCAACUGCAGGAGCUGGAAACGGAGGCGGGACAGCAGCGCGUCCGGUGGCGCAGGGCGUCUACAACAACCCGUUUUUCAUGCACUCAGCCACGGCGCUGGUCGGCAGCGUUGUGGAGGUGCGCCUGCGGUCAGGCAACAUUUACGAGGGAGUAUUCCGCACAUUCUCGGGCGGCUUUGACAUCGCACUGGAGCUACCGGCGUGCAUUAAGUCCAAGAAUCUGCCGGAGGAGGGCAAGGUGCCAAAACACAUUAUAUUCCCGGCCGACACCGUGGUAACCAUCGUGGCCAAGGACUUUGACUCGCAAUACGCCACCGCUGGCGCUUUUCAGACGGAUGGCGCCAUCUCUGACAAGUGCAACGGUGCGCGCCUGGACGAGAAGGAACUGGAACCGUGGGACUCUGGCGCCAAUGGCGACAUUGACAUAGAACUGGAUAGUGCCGCCAACGGCUGGGACCCCAACGAGAUGUUCCGCAAAAAUGAGCACACGUUCGGUGUGACCUCCACAUUCGACGACUCUCUGGCGUCCUACACGGUACCGUUGGACAAAGGUGACUCGCUGGAAUUCAAAGAGGCCGAGGCCAAGGCCGAGAAACUGGCUGCUGAGAUUGAGAAUAAUCCAACGUGCCGAGAGCGUUUGGAUCUAGAGAACGGCGACGAGGAGGCGCUCUUUGCGGCAGUGGAACGUCCGGCAGAGCAAGAACACCGCGGCGAUCGUGGCGACCGCGACCGCAACGAUCGCGAAAGGGAGCGCGAGGAGCGCGAUAGGGACCGCGAUCGUGAUCGCGGCAACAAGCCUCGCGGAUCUGACUUCCAGCUGCGGGAGACCAUGAGCAGUGACCGUUACAUCACCAAGCAGACGCGCAGCAUCACCGGACCGCAGCUAUCGCAUGUUGGCAUGUCCUCCCAGGGCAGCGGCCGCGACCGCGACACUCGCGGCGACGGCAACCUGAUGAUGCAGGGUGGCGGCGGCAUGGGCGGCGGGGCUAACCAAGGCGGCUCUACGCAGUCCACGGCAGCUCUAAUGCUAGCCGGCGGUCUGAAGAACGCGGGCCAAGCCCCGUCGGUCAGUGCGGCUGCGGACACGUCUAGCAAGUAUGGCGGUGGUUCGAUGGUGAAGCGCAAGACCGUCCCCCAGGGCGGCAAGGUGAUGCGCAACAAUCCCACCGGCACCGGUGGAAGCAAUAUUUCCGUGUCGCAGGGCGGCAACGGCAAUUCGGUGGGCCAGGCCAAAGGCGGUUACCAGCCAUCGAUGGGCAUGCCGGGUCAGUACUCGUACCAGGGUAACUCGCAGAUCAUGCACGGUUCUUCGCAGUAUAGAAACCAAUCUCAUAUGGGCGGCGCUUCCAAGCUCAAUGGUGAUUCGAACGCCAAUGCUAAUAAGCCGCUGCCCCAGCGCCAGAUGCGCCAGUACCAAGGCUCCCAGAGCAAUUCGUCACUUAACUAUGGCGGCGAGGCCCAGCAGCAGUCGCUGGGCAAGCCCAUGCACGGCUCCCAUGGUGGCCAUCCCGGGCAGAACAGCAACUCGCCACCGCUGCAGACCGGAGUGCCGCCACAGCAGCAGCAGCCUCAACAGCAGCAACAGCCGCAGCAACAGCAGCAGCAGCAACAUCCCAAUGUGCAGGCGCAGGGUCAGAAUACACAGUCAGUGCGUCAGGUGCGGACCCGCGAUAACCAAAUGCAGGAGCUGCGGCAAUUUGGUCAGGAUUUCCAACUGGCACCCAGCAACAAUUCACCGCCCCAACAGCCGCAACAACAACAGCAGCAGCAAGUGCAGCAGCAUCAGCAGCAACAGCGUGCAUUGCAGCAAUCUGCCUCGCCCCCACAGCAGCAACAGCAAGCCAUGCAGCAGCAGCAGCAACAGCAGCACGUGGUCAUGCACCAAGUGCCGCCAACGCACCUUCAUCAGGCGCCACUCCAACAGCCACACUAUGUGCCUCAGCAGCAGCCCCAACAGGCGCCGCCUCCCCAGCAGCAUGUGCCGAUCCACUUGCAGAAAGCACAGCAGCAGCAACAGCUGAUUGACACCCAGCACCAACAUGUGGCAAAGCAGCAUCAGCCGCAGCCGCAGGUGCAACAGCCGCCGCCACAGCUGGUCCAGGAUCCAUCGCAGCAGCCGCAGCCUAUAUACCACACAAUGCCGCCGCCGCAGACGUCACCGGUGCUGAUUACCUCGCCGGUAUUGAUGGAUCAGCCGCCACCACAAGUUCUGCCUCUGCCGCCAGCGCAGCCACAACAGCUGGUCACACCCAAGCCGGACGUCUCACCGGCCCCAAGUGGCAGCAACACUACCACGCCAACUGGCAUAGUCAGUACGCCCACAACAACGGUGAUUGUAAGUUCGGGAUCGGAAAAAUCCACGCCAGCAGUUCCCAGUGCGACUAGCAGUAGCACCACACCAGCAGUAGCUGCGGCCACAAGCGCGGCAGCCGCCGCUGGAGUUGCUAGCAGUGCUACCACGCCAGUGGUGAAGAAGCCACACGUGCUCAAUCCGUCGGCCAAGCCGUUCACGCCCCGAUGCGGCCCCAGCACGCCGAAUCCAUCACGUCCCCACACCCCACAGACGCCAGUGCCCAUAGGACCGGGCCUAUACACGACAACGGGAGCACAUGUUCCGGCAGCGGCGGCCAACCAGCAAAUCUAUGUUGUGCAGCAGCCGCACCCGUUCCAGCCUCCCACACACCCGCAGGCCGGACAACCACGAGGCAUGCGUCGUAACAAUUAUCCUCCAAUGGCUGCAUCACAGAUGCACGUGUCGGCUACUACAGCCACGGGACAGCCACUAAUGGCCACAGCCCCGAUACCGCAGUUCAUCCAGUAUGGCCAUGCACCGCACCAGCAACAUUUCCAAUCGCCGUAUGUCCCGCCGAUGCAAAUGCGCGUCUAUCAGGAUCAGCCGCAGCAGCUGCAGUUCAUGACGCCGACGCCACAGUCGACUACACCGUCGCCUGGCCAGCCGCAUCAGCCGUUCCAUCCGCCGCCACAGCCCUCCCCCGCCGGCGGGGGACCCCAACCGGCGUACACACCGACCACGCCGGCGACCACUUACCAGCUGAUGUGCGUGCACCCCCCGCAGAUGAUACCCAACCCCUAUUUCCAGUCGCAGACGCCACAGCAUCCGCAGCAGAAUCAGUAUCAUGUUGUGAUGCAGCAGCAUCAGCCACAGUGAGAUGCCGCCGCCAGCUGGGCAAUGGCGCAUGAGUUGGCGAUGGCGACAGAGAUGGCGAUGGCGAUGGCAAAGGCGAACUGUCUGGCGGGGGGAGACGGUGAGGGAGGAAGACUCUCCUCCGGCUAGUGGGAGCUGUACGGGCAGCCAGUCAUCAACAAGCAACAUUUACACACAUACCACACGACACACAACAUGAAGCACUCACCACACCCGCAUCCGCAUCUGCAUCUGCAUCCGCACCUGCAUACGCAUACGCAUCCGCAAUUCAGAGUAAACGCGCGGCUUUCUUGGUCGGUUAAAGCGAUUUUCCCCCCACACAAUCCACGCAUCCCCGCAUCCUUAUGUCAUGUGCAAAAGCAGUUCAUUCUGUAGCACAUCUCACAGACCGAAACACCAACAACAACAACUAGGAAAUUAUAAAAUACAAUUAAACAAAAAAGGAAACUAGUACAUUUUUUGAAAUUGCAAGACUUCUACAGCGCACGGAAGCCAACCAACAUGAGAAAAAAAAAAACAAACAAUCACUGAAAACACCAAACGUAUGAAAGCAAAUGCAAACACAAAAAAUAAUACAAAAAAUAACAAAAAUGAAAACGAAAAGAAAAAUUUAGAGAGCUAAAAGCGAAAAUCAAAUCAUAUAAUAUAAUACGUGAAC